Molecule: messenger RNA, 1209 nt
Organism: Culicoides brevitarsis
Lineage: Eukaryota; Metazoa; Arthropoda; Insecta; Diptera; Ceratopogonidae
Gene: fbp
Product: fructose-1,6-bisphosphatase 1
Exons: 2
Coding region: 142-1143 (333 amino acids)
Biological process (GO): fructose 6-phosphate metabolic process; fructose 1,6-bisphosphate metabolic process; sucrose biosynthetic process
Cellular component (GO): cytosol; cytoplasm
Molecular function (GO): fructose 1,6-bisphosphate 1-phosphatase activity
Source: RefSeq, a predicted model, not a curated record
UUAUUUUUAAACAAAAACGUUCAUAGAAAAGUCAGUCUGUGUUGGGACGACAACUAAAAAAGAUCAUCUUCUUUAGUUUUUUUUUCAAAAGACUUGCUACGUUAGCAUUUUUUUUAUUUCUGAAUUGUCAAAACAGAUACAAUGUCUCAAACGGGUCCCGGAUUCGACAGUAAUUGCAUGACAUUGACGCGUUUUGUGCUGCAAGAACAACGAAAAUUCAAAAAUGCCACGGGAGAUCUUUCGCAACUCUUGAAUUGCAUACAAACAGCAGUAAAAGCGUGUCAAUCUGCGGUUCGUAAAGCUGGAAUUGCUAAAUUGCACGGAAUUUCAGGCGAUACAAAUGUUCAAGGAGAAAGUGUCAAAAAAUUAGAUGUUCUCACAAAUGAACUUUUCAUCAACAUGCUUUCGUCGAGUUUUACCGUUUGCUAUAUGGUUUCGGAAGAAAAUGAGACAGUUAUUGAAGUCGAGUCUGCCAAUUCAGGCAAAUAUAUCGUUUGUUUCGAUCCAUUGGAUGGAAGUUCAAACAUCGAUUGUCUCGCAUCAAUUGGUUCUAUUUUCGCCAUUUACCGCAAACAAGGAGAAACUCCUCAACCCAGCGACUAUUUGCAACCCGGAAAGAAUAUGGUAGCUGGCGGUUAUGCACUCUAUGGAUCAGCAACGAUGCUCGUUUUGAGUUUGGGUAAUGGCGUAAAUGGGUUCAUGUACGAUCCAAGUAUCGGAGAGUUUAUUUUGACUGACGUUGAUAUGCGAAUUCCUGAACGAGGCAAUAUCUAUUCGAUCAAUGAGGGAUAUUGUGCACAAUGGGAGCCUCAUGUUAAAGCGUACGUUGAUGCUAAAAAAGAUCCUGCAAAAGGAAAACCUUACGGAGCUCGUUAUGUUGGUUCAAUGGUUGCUGAUGUUCAUCGUACAAUCAAGUACGGAGGAAUUUUCAUCUAUCCAGCAACGAAAGCUUCUCCCAAUGGAAAAUUGCGUUUGUUGUACGAAGGCAAUCCAAUGGCUUUUAUUGUAACCCAAGCUGGCGGAAAAGCAAGCACGGGAAAAGAAGAUAUUCUUGAUGUUGUACCUGAAAAAAUUCACCAACGUGUGCCUGUAUAUUUGGGAUCAAAAUUAGAUGUUGAAGAGGCUUUGAGUUACAUCAAGUAAAAAUAAUGAAAUUCAUGCAUUUACUCUCAGGAUACAAUUUUACACAAUAAACAAAUUUCUUUUAAA